AUGCCAUGCUUUAUUUUUCUACUACCUUGGAUUGAAUCGAAACAAGUUGGUUCUAUCAAUAAUAUGAUUUUGUUAUCAUCUGCGACUAGUAUUGCAUCGAUAAAUAGCUCCUGUGAUAAAUGUAUUUGUAUGAUGAUAUUAACAGAUAAUAUUGUUGGUAUUACUUGUUUACAGAAUCAAACUUGUUUACUUUUUUCUAACUAUUCAUUAUCCUAUACUAUCAAUAGCAGUUUGGGUGGAAGUUUUCAUUUUCUCAUCAUACCUCCAGAACAACAGUUUUCUACGGAUAAAACAACUGUAAGUUGUACUUCAAAUUGUAUGAAUAAUGGAACGUGUCUAUUUUCAAACGUCUGUCUAUGUACAUCUGAAUGGAAUGGAACAUAUUGUGAAAUACCAGUUUGUUCUCCACCAUGUGAAAAUUUUGGAAAUUGUACUUCUCCAGGUGUUUGUACAUGUUACUAUGAUUGGACCGGUAGCUAUUGUCAAAUUGUACAAACUAUUCUUUGGACAUUUGAUAAUACAUUUAACGAUUUAAGUGGUCAAUUUAUUGGUGUUGGGUCUAAUUCUCCAACAUACACAGCAGGUAUCAAUGGAUAUGGUUCAGCUUUAGCAUUAAAUGGUACACACAAUCAAUGUGUUAUUGUUUAUCCGUACUUAAACAUGAGUUAUAUGAGUUUUACUUGGGAAUUCUGGAUUUAUCCGACAAUAGCAUUGCCCAGUGAUACUACAUUCAUCAGUCAAUGUUUUAAUGUGAGCAAGGAUCAAUGCUUACUAUUUAUGAUAAGAUAUGAUAAGAUUUUGUUUUCAUUUUGGUAUGAUGAUGUCAGUGGUUUGACAGUGUUUCCAGUAAAUAAAUGGUCUCACGUGACAUUGAUUUACGAUUUGAUAACAAACAAAAAAUUUAUUUAUCUUAAUGGUAUUUUAGAACAUGCUCAACAUUCGAAUGGAUCUCUUAGAGCAGACUUUGUCAAUCUAACUAUCGGCUGUCGGGAAAUGGGUAAGGGUGCGGCUUAUGACAAAUUCUUUACUGGAUAUAUUGAUCAAAUGUUAUACAAUUCUCGUGUAAAAAAUGCUAGCGAAAUUCUUAAUGAUGCUACACUUGUUACCUAUCAUCGAUUUCUUUCCAAUGCAUCAUUGAUAGAUUCUGGCCCUAAUUACAUCAAUGGAAGUUGGGGUGGUGGUGCAGUGUCAAUUCCUUCAGGCAUCGUCAAUCAAGCUAUUGAUUUUCCUACGAAUGGUUCUUACUUUCAACUAUCUGGGCUUGUUCUUUUAGGUACAUCCAAUUGGCCUCUAUCUUUAUCUCUUUGGUUUAAAAUAAAUUCAUUGACUGACACUAGUUCUAUUGUUUACCUUUCCAAUGCGAUUCAGUGCAUAGAAAUGAUUACAUUAUUAUAUAAUGGAACGAUUCAAAUUCAAAUCUUUAAUGGUACUAUGAAUAAUAUUAUUCUCGGACCAGUGAUGCAUAUUGGUAUAUGGAAUCAUAUUAUUUAUACAUUUUCAACAAUACAUGGAAUGAAAUUAUAUGUUAAUGGAAGUCUAUAUAGAUCAAUUAUGACAACAUAUUCAACUAAUGAUUCUCCGGUAACACUUACUUUUGGAAAUUCACUAUUGAAUACUACUUGUGGAUAUCUCAAUCAACAGUUUUAUGGAAGUAUUGAUGAAGUUCGAUUAUAUUCACGUGAAUUAAAUGCAACAGACAUUGUACAAUUAUAUACAAAUCCAUAA
Adineta steineri is the source of this 1725-nucleotide messenger RNA. The record is from the annotation of a GenBank genome assembly. Lineage: Eukaryota; Metazoa; Rotifera; Eurotatoria; Adinetida; Adinetidae.